UCAUUUCACAAUACAUUACAAGCAGAAGCACAAAUAAUAACUUAAAAGCAAUUACAAGAAGAAAAGAAAAACCCAAGAAACUUUUUUGAUUCAACUCCUCAUCUCUCGACCCUUUACACCAGUUUUCAUCUAGUCCCAUUAAUCAAAAUCACAAAUUUCCUUUCUGAAAUUUUACGUUUUGUUUUUGUUUACCCUCCCAUGGGCCUAAUUUUACCUACUAUUGAAGAACCAUGACAAAGUCCAAAAAUUUCUUUCUCAAUUUGUUCAAACCUUUCAACUUCAAUUCAAAAAGAGAGGGCCAAACAGAAGAAGAUUUAGACAAGAUUGCUGCACAAGAACAGAAGCAUUUUACAUUUGAUACUUUAGCAUCUGCUACUAAAGAUUUUCACCCAACUCACAAGCUUGGUGAAGGAGGAUUUGGACCUGUAUAUAGGGGGAAGUUGAAUGAUGGAAGAGACAUUGCUGUAAAGAAGUUGUCCCAUAGCUCAAAUCAAGGGAAGAAAGAGUUCAUGAAUGAGGCUAAGCUUUUGGCGCGUGUCCAGCACAGGAAUGUUGUGAAUUUGUUAGGAUAUUGUACGCACGGAAUGGAAAAGCUAUUGGUUUACGAAUAUGUUUCUAAUGAGAGCCUUGACAAGCUUCUCUUCAAGUCCAAUAAAAGAGAGCAGCUGGAUUGGAAGCGGAGAUAUGAUAUAAUAACUGGCAUCGCGCGGGGAUUGCUUUACCUUCAUGAGGACUCGCACAAUUGCAUCAUCCACCGGGACAUCAAGGCCAGCAAUAUUUUACUCGAUGAUAAGUGGGUUCCUAAGAUUGCAGAUUUUGGUAUGGCCCGUCUCUUCCCUGAAGAUCAAACACAUGUCAACACUCGCGUUGCUGGUACAAAUGGGUAUAUGGCUCCAGAGUAUGUCAUGCAUGGGCAUUUAUCGGUGAAGGCAGAUGUAUUUAGCUUUGGGGUUUUAGUGUUGGAGCUUAUAACCGGCCAGAGGAAUUCAACAUUUAAUCAAUCACUUGAGGCUCAAAAUCUUCUUGAGUGGGCAUAUAAGCUUCACAAAAAGGAUAGAAGUUUGGAGAUUAUGGAUUCAACAUUAGCAUCAUCUGCAGCCAUCGACCAAGUAAAAAUGUGCAUUCAUAUAGGGUUGCUAUGCACACAGGGUGAUCCACAGUUGCGGCCAAAUAUGCGACGGGUAGUCAUCUUGUUAUCAAAGAGACCUGGCAAUCUAGAAGAACCAUCUAGGCCUGGUGUACCUGGUUCUCGAUAUAGGAGAUCCCGCAGGCCACCAGGAAUGACCUCAACUGGCGGGACAUCCGGUGAUUGCGAUUCCCGUACAUUUAAUUCAAGCUCAAACUCUAAUACUGCUACAGCAUCUACUAGUGCUGCUACAGCAUCUACGAGUACUGCUACAGUAUCUACCUCAAUUCCCUCUAAGCCAAAAUCAGAUCCUCGUGGUAAGCGUCCAAUGGGAAGCUAGAGUUAGAUGUAUUUAAAAUUUUGGGCAUUCUUUGUAUAAUGUAGGUGUAUAUCAAAUUUAGUGUGUAAAUGCUAAGGGAAGUUGUUAAACAUGAGAGUGUAAGAUAGUCUUGAACCUUGCUUCUUUAACUUGACAUAGUCUUGAACCUUUCUUCUUUAACUUGCACAUAUUUGAAAGUGCAUUUUCACGAAA
This is a messenger RNA of Ricinus communis (castor bean), 1658 nucleotides long. Its product is annotated as cysteine-rich receptor-like protein kinase 43. The transcript is spliced from 6 exons. Bases 231 to 1466 code for a protein of 411 amino acids. Gene Ontology annotation, molecular function: protein kinase activity; ATP binding. The record is from RefSeq and is a predicted model, not a curated record. Gene Ontology annotation, biological process: protein phosphorylation. Lineage: Eukaryota; Viridiplantae; Streptophyta; Magnoliopsida; Malpighiales; Euphorbiaceae.